AAACAACGCAUUUAAUUACUUUAUCCUGUUACAGAGGCGGUAUGGAUGUCGUGCUAUGAUGCUGGAAACUGUGGCCGCUGUGCCUGGCAUGGUUGGAGGGAUGCUUCUGCACUGCAAGUCACUGAGGCGAUUCGAGCACAGUGGUGGUUGGAUCAAAGCAUUGUUAGAAGAAGCCGAAAAUGAAAGAAUGCACCUCAUGACAUUCAUGGAAGUUUCCCAGCCCAGAUGGUACGAACGCGCUCUUGUAUUCACUGUGCAGGGCGUAUUUUUCAAUGCAUACUUCUUGACCUAUCUCGUUUCCCCGAAAUUGGCGCAUCGGAUUGUGGGGUAUUUGGAAGAGGAGGCGAUCCACUCGUACACCGAGUUCUUGAAAGAGUUGGACAAGGGCACUAUUGAGAAUGUUCCUGCGCCGGCUAUUGCCAUCGACUAUUGGCGUAUGCCACCAAACUCGACUCUGCGCGAUGUAGUCAUGGUAGUUAGAGCUGACGAAGCUCACCACCGUGAUGUUAACCAUUUUGCAUCGGACAUUCAUUAUCAGGGACAUGAACUGAAGGAAUCCCCAGCUCCACUUGGAUAUCACUGAAUGGUCUGAAGAACUAUACUGGAGAAGAUAGUAUCCUGCACAGAGGCUUCGUUUAUUUUAGGAAGAAAUCCGAAUAUGGUACGAGCAUAUCAUUGAAUCAUGAAGAUAAGAUCGUUUUGUAAGAAACCUCAUGAAUGCAUUUGGUUCUAUGGUUUGAGAGAAUUGAUACGAAUCAAGUGAAGAAUGGUACUAAACGUCAUAUCAAUGGAACAAUAGGUUACUGCUAAAAUGCAGAAGAAUCGAAACCUUAGAACACACUCUAUGAAUGGCAUGAACUGAAGGGCAUCAUGUGUGGAUGGGCAGGCGGCUGAAAGACGUCCUGCCAUCUAGUGGGAAUAUCCUGAGUAUCGUGUUAUGUGUCAUCUGGAGGUGCGGUCGAAGAAUUGAGGGUCCAUAAUACUGGGAAAUUGUGGAUCAGUUUUGAGUGUUGUGGCAGGAAUACUAUAUGAUGGUUAAAGAAAGUUACAUGUAGUAACGAGCAACACAAAAGGCAUGAAUCAGGUGGCAGAGCAAUCCUGACUCUGCUGGCGACAUAGAAACUAAACAAGAAGGAUGAAAACUUAUUUCUCAGAAGAUUCAUAGCAUUUCCGCUCUCUUUUCUGAAUAUUAUGACAGUUCUGCAUUGCUCUGAAUUUGAGAUAAUAGUAGUAAGGUAAUGUACUUGAAUUCUUGCGCAUAUUCAAGAAAAAUCAGAAUUUUUAAAGAUUCUGCUAUGAUAUUGAAGACCAUGUCAUGGAAUGACCAAAACUUCACGUAAAUGUUCUUUAUUCUCUGCAAAUGGAAGCAUAAAUCCUUUUUGCC
This is a messenger RNA of Olea europaea var. sylvestris, 1384 nucleotides long. Its product is annotated as ubiquinol oxidase 2, mitochondrial. Gene Ontology annotation, biological process: alternative respiration. Gene Ontology annotation, molecular function: alternative oxidase activity. Bases 56 to 583 code for a protein of 175 amino acids. Lineage: Eukaryota; Viridiplantae; Streptophyta; Magnoliopsida; Lamiales; Oleaceae. Gene Ontology annotation, cellular component: mitochondrion. The transcript is spliced from 3 exons. The record is from RefSeq and is a predicted model, not a curated record.